Messenger RNA from Egretta garzetta (little egret), 4149 nucleotides. It is a transcript of the gene CEP57L1, whose product is annotated as centrosomal protein 57 like 1. Gene Ontology annotation, molecular function: identical protein binding; microtubule binding; gamma-tubulin binding. The record is from RefSeq and is a predicted model, not a curated record. The transcript has 11 exons. Gene Ontology annotation, cellular component: centrosome. Lineage: Eukaryota; Metazoa; Chordata; Aves; Pelecaniformes; Ardeidae. Bases 2318 to 3643 code for a protein of 441 amino acids.
UUUUACAUGCAGGGAAUGUAAGCCUGUCAUUACCAAACUCAGGAUUCAGCCCUGAGGCUGGAAGGCCCAUUGUAUCCUGGAACAUCAGUCCCUUAUCAGUCCCAUCUCUCUGCUCUGUGAUUUAUUAAGGUCACACAGAAUAGCAAGAAUUUAAGUCAAGUCCCUAGAGAUCCACUAAAUUACCUUGCAGUCAGAAACUGCAUCUGUUUAAUAGGGGAGAAAAGUCUCUGAAAUAAUUUACAGUCAACAAGUGAAGUAAGUUUCAUGUAUGCAACAUUAUGGAGGAUUUCGUAGCAUCUUACUCGGAUUUUUCCUGCCUCUCUGAAGUCAUGCAAGUUUAAAUACACAGGUUGUAUGAAACAAGUAUUCAGUUGCAUGGCUUUGAUAUACGAACUAUUUGGCAUUAAUACUUAGGAUAGCGUGCCUAUUCAGGAUGCAGACUGUGGAUAUGUUGGAGUUGCUAUGAAUAUUCUGAGUCAUGUAAACAGAUGAUAUUAUUUAAAAUUAUUCUUCAGCAAAAUAGAUUUCCAAAAAUAAGAUUGAGGAGUUGCUCUGACUCAAAUCUGCUUGCAGUUUUUCUGCACCUUUAAAGACAAAUGUUGCCGACAAAAGAUGACUUUGAGAAUCAUUUCUUGCCAGGAAUGAAACUUAUCUUUUCCUUGUUAGUAUUUUUUUUUUUUCUCAUUCUGUUUCUUAGGUUGCCUGAUGUACAAAGGCAGAAUGGAGUUCUUGUUCCCGGCCAGGUGCCUAGUUAUCAGCAGCACAGGAAUAUAUGAAAAAAAAAAAAAAAAGUAGGAGUGGUGGUAGGUAGGAGACAAAUCCUGUGAACAAUUACCCUCUGUGUUUCUCUGCUCAUCCGUGUCACGGUCUUCUAGUUAUCCGGCUAAAAAUCUACCUCCUACUCCAUCUCCAUGCUAGGUUAAAGGAUGUUGAAUGAAGAGACUGACACUUUCCCUGAGAAAGUAUUGGUUAAAACAGAAGUUUACUUUGAAAAUAAAUUCCAAGGCAAUGGUGGGGACACAAUCUGUGUGUUUCAUCUGCCUAGAGGGCAAGUUGCAACGUUCAGAACCAUCUUUCAAUGAUUCCAUGAAAUAUUUGAGACAUAAAAGGUGAAAAUUAUCAUGCAGUAAAAGUGUUUACUGUGAAUGAGUCAGUGCCUGCAAUAACUAUCCCCUACCUCCUUAUAUUUCUUCACUAGGAUUGUAAUUUCAACCCACUCAUACAUUUGCCCCACCUUACCCUAAUAUGUCUUCCUUUUUGCAUUUGCCCGUCUAAUCUCUAAUUAUUCUGCCUGUGCACAGAUACAGAGUCUUCUGUACUGGAGACAGCUGCCCUUGGAAACCUUUCCUUUCCACAACGGCAAAGUCUUCCUCUUUUUAAUCAAGGGUCAAUAGCCAGGGCCAGUGAUUUCCUCCCGCCCCUCCAUCUGUUGGGGCACAUGUACUCUGCUUUGCUCUGUAGAAAGCUGUGAGAGCUGUUUCCAAUCUAAUGAGCAAAAGUAGAUUUCUGAAAGUGAAGAGAAGUGACCAAGAUAAGCAAACCUCAUAUGGAAGACAGAGUGAUGGCAUUGGCAGCAGAAAAUAACAGUGGAGAGAAGUAGUAACUUUUUGGAGAACACUGAGGAGAGCGCCUUCAGUGUCCACAUCAGUCAGUAUACUAAGAGCAGACAGCAUCUGUUGGUACUGGAUCCUAAGUAUGAAGGAAAGAAACUUGAUAGUUAUUCUUGUGGGGGGAAAAUGGCUCUUUUUACUUUGUAAAAAAUCCUAACUUUUUAUGCUAGAAGAGUGAGUGGGAGAAAAAGAAGGCCAAAGGAAGAAGGGCAAGGAACAAAGCUAUAGGAUGAUGUAAAUACAAGGAAAAGAGAGGAGAUGAGGAAGAAAAACCCACCUAUAGCAUGGGGAUGGAUGAAAGGAGAAGAUAAGUGGAACAGAACUAUGAUGGAAGCAAGGAAGUGUAUGAGUGACCAUUUAUAGUAUUUGGUUUUGUGUUUGAUGCUUAUUACAAAAAGGGUAUAUUUAAUUACUUUGGUCUGAUUAAAGACUUAGAAAUGUAAUUAUUUUGAUAACACUCUAUUCCAGGCCAGAUGCUUUCGUGCUAACAUAGCGUCUAGUUACUACAUAGGAAUUUGCAGUCUUGCUCCUCUGAAUGCUAAGUUUAGUUAUCAUCUGCUCAUACAGGUUAAAGCAGUUUGUACCAACUCAGUUUCCACACGAAGUAUUGAAUGAUUUUAUCACAGACUUAUGAAGAAAGACCCAAUUUAAUGAGGAACCGGCUCUGCUGUGCUCACUGAAGAAAACAGCAAAACUCUAAUGACAUUAUGACCCAAGACUGCUUGCUACGCUGCCAGCCUAUGGAUUCUGAAUCAAAGAACAGUUUCAUAGGAAGCUUUCUUCAGCCACCAGAUAAGAUGCUUCCUGCAGCCUUUGCUUAUAUAGAAUCAAAGAAGUUGGCAGCUGUUGGUGGUGACAGGCCGCCUAUCCCCAACAACCAAGCUGUGGUGGCAGCCCUGAAAACUCUUCAAGAAAAGAUCCGCCGUCUAGAAUUGGAGAAGUCACAGGCUGAAGAUAAUCUGUGCAGCCUCUCCAUAGCAGCUGCUCAGUAUAAGAAGGCCUUAGAGCAUGAAUCCUGCAAAAAGGGGACAGCACAUCACAAACUGAUGCAACAGAAGAAAGAUGUAAGUGUGCAGUUAAAUGCAGCACAAUCCCGCUGCUCCCUGCUGGAGAAACAGCUGGAUUACAUGAGGACAAUGGUUUCCAGUGCAGAACUGGAAAAGAAAAUUAUUUUAGAGCAACAGGCCCAGCUUAAGAAAGAGGAAGAUCAGAACUGGUUGGAACUGCAUGCAAAACUUGAAAAGCUUGAAAUGCUAGAAAAAGAGUGUCUUAAACUUACUGCUACUCAGAGAAUUGCAGAAGACAAGAUCAAACACUUAGAGGAAAAGCUUUGUAAAGAAGAACAUCAGCGUAAGCUAAUACAAGACAAAACUGCUCAGCUUCAAACAGGAUUUGAGAUAAACAGAAUUUUGAUUUCUUCGCUAACAUCUCAAAAUGAACCUAAAAAGGAAAAUGGGAAGAAGAAAAAAACUAAGAAGAGAAAUCCUACAAUGAAGAAGAUGCACCUUUCACAGUUACAUGUAAAAGCUGGUGAACUACCUUUUGUGGCUGGGAAGUCUGUUGGUUCCAGCCAUUCUGUUAGUGCAAACGUACAAAGCGUGUUGCAUAUUAUGAAGCAUCGCAAUCCACGUAUCUCAUCACAAAGCCAAGGAGGAGCUACAUCUGGGAUUUCAGGACGCAGUGCACUUUCAAAAUCCAUAUCCUCUUGCUCCACAUCGCCUACUGCCACCAGAAACCUUUCGGACCUUCUGUUGGCCAUACAAGAUGAGUUGGGCCAAAUGAGCUUUGAGCAUCAAGAACUUCUGAAGCAGAUACAGGAGACUCAAAACCCCAAAGUUCGUGAAGACCUAGAACAGGAGCUGGAUUGCCUUGUAAAACAAAUGGAGAUUAAAGGAGAACAAAUAUCCAAGCUGAAAAAGCAUCAAGAUACUAAUCUUGCUGGCUUCAUCCUCCAGAUGAUGGACAACAACUGCACCUUUGUUUCUUCCUUCUGCGUAUCUUUAUGGCUACAGUCUGCCUUCAUUUUGGGGUGAUGAGAAGAGGAAUAGCACACACAAUGUGGUGCAACCAUGUUGUCAUCCUUGCUUAUUAUCGGGCUGCAGAUCUGCUGGCAAGUCAUCUGUGCUCUGGUACAGCCUUAUCAGAGCACACGCCUUAGGGUUAUGAUGUAAAUAGCACAUUCUUUGUGUUUGUCUGUUUGAUUACUGUCAAUCAUGCCCUGGUUAUCAAUGCAGGCCACUUCUGUAACCCUUGAACUGUAUCGUUUUUUCUGGUGCUUUUGCACAUAGACAUUUCUAUUUGUAUUUUGUACGGACCGAUCUUAAUAUUUCUGAUGCAUAUUUUUGCUUUUAGAACCCGUCACACAAAAAAUGCUGUGGUCAUCUCUGUGUUUCACAGAUAAUAAUAUGUUCUAGAAUGCAAUUAAAGUUAAUUAUUUUUAGAAAUGGACUUAAAGCCUAAAUUGGCAUAUGGAAUGCUUCCAGCCUAAUUUUAUCUUUGGAAGUGACCUUUUCAUGCCAAGUGCAAGUCAAGACUUAUU